Myxocyprinus asiaticus (Chinese sucker) is the source of this 3504-nucleotide messenger RNA. RefSeq names its product E3 ubiquitin-protein ligase BRE1B-like. Gene Ontology annotation, molecular function: ubiquitin protein ligase activity; metal ion binding. Lineage: Eukaryota; Metazoa; Chordata; Actinopteri; Cypriniformes; Catostomidae. Bases 108 to 3140 code for a protein of 1010 amino acids. Gene Ontology annotation, cellular component: HULC complex; nucleus. The record is from RefSeq and is a predicted model, not a curated record. The transcript is spliced from 20 exons.
AGCCUCGAUGACGUGUGCGGCCGUCAAAUGCGACCUCCGGAGGAUGCAGCCUUCAGCCUAUGAUUCAAACCACUCACUGCACGCAAAUUCAUGUGUGAUUACAACAAAUGUCCAAAAAGGGAAGCAUGUCUAGCACUGGGGGUGGGAAGCGCCCCUCAGGAGGGGAUAGUCCCCCUGGCCCUCCUGAAAAAAAGGUGAAAAAAGAGGAGAAGACUACUACCACUCUCAUAGAGCCCAUCCGCAUCGGAGGAGUUUCUUCUACGGAGGAGAUGGACAUGAAGGUUAUUCAGUUCAAGAACAAGAAGCUCUGUGAACGCCUUGAACAGAGACAGGCUUUGGAGGAUGAAUUGAGAGAGAAGAUAGAGAAGCUGGAGAAGAGGCAGGCCACUGAUGACACCACCCUGCUCAUUGUCAACCGUUGCUGGACUCAGCUCGAGGAAAAUAUUCAUGAGCUGCUGCAGCGCGUGGAGCCUAAGGAUGCCCCGGUGCCUGUUCAAACUCCUGCUACUCCACCUGUUCCUGCAGAUGUCCCUGUUCUUGCUGCAGCCACAUCACCAGCUCCUGAACCGUCUGCUCCUUUGCCAGCUACAGGGGAAGGGGAUGACAGCCUCCCCCAGCCUCCACCUACAGCUGAGGAGGUGCAGGAAGAACAGCAACAGCCAGUGCAAGACAAGGAACAAGAGCAAAAACAGCAGCUGCCUGACACAGAGGUGAAGCCACCUGAGGAACCAGUGGAAGAUGGAAUUCCCGCCCCGCCACCUACACCACCUCUCAGUGAGAACGCAAAGGCUUUCCUGGCCACUCUGGAUAACAGUAGUGAGGAGGAACUCACUCUGCAGCUGCAGGACAGGAUGCAGUUCAGCAAGGGGGCUGUGGCCUGCAUGGUCUGCAUCUUUGAUCGUCUGCACAGCAGCAUUGAGGAGCUGUGUACUCGCGUGGAAACGGCUGUUUGUGAGGAUGACAGUCAGCAAGAGAAAAUUUCCACAAACCACACACUUCUAGAGGAGAAUAAUCGGCUGCAAGACCUCGCUUCCUCCCUUCAGGGGAGGCACCACAAAAUGUCAUUGGAGUAUAAUGAACUAGUUGACAAAGUUACAAGUUCUGAGACUAAAGUGUCUGAGAUGGAAACUGCUGUGGAGGACCUACAGUGGGAUAUAGAGAAACUCCGGAAGAGAGAGCAGAAGCUGAACAAGCACUUAGCAGAAGCUUUGGAGCAGCUUAAUUCAGGUUACCAUGCCACAGGCAGUUCUGGUGGAUUACCAGGGGGUCAGAUCACACUCCCUAUACAGAAGUUUGAGUCUCUUAAUGCAGAGCUGGAGCAGAAUCAAGAGCUUGCCAACAGCCGCAUGGCAGAACUUGAGAAACUGCAGCAAGAGUUACAGGAAGCCGUUCGGGAGAGUGAGAAACUAAAGAUGGAUCUAAGAAAUAUACCAGAGGAAGUGUUGAAGGAGACUCCAGAGUACAAGUGCAUCCAAUCACAAUUCUCUCUGCUGUACAAUGAGUCUCUGAGUGUGAAGACCCAACUGGAUGAAGCCAGAGCCCUGCUGCUCACUGCCAAGAAUGCUCACCUGCGGCAAAUAGAGCACAUGGAGAGUGAUGAGUUGUCUCUUCAGAAGAAGUUGCGCACUGAGGUCAUCCAGUUAGAGGAUACUCUGGCCCAGGUGCGCAAGGAAUAUGAAAUGCUACGAAUCGAGUUUGAACAGAAUCUUGCAGCCAAUGAGCAAGCAGGCCCAAUAAACAGAGAAAUGAGACACUUAAUCAGCAGUCUGCAGAACCAUAAUCACCAGCUCAAAGGGGAUGUGCAGAGAUAUAAGAGGAAACUACGUGAGACACAGAUGGAAAUCAACAAGUUGAAGUGCCAGAGUGGGGAUGCAGGUACGCUGAUGUUGGAAGAAAGUGUGGGUGAUGGAGGACUGGAGGUUAAGAAAGAGGAAGAUGAAGACCAGGAGGAGAAGGAAGAGAGGAGGAGAGAGCUGGAAAGGCAGCGAGCUCGGGAGAGAGAGAGGGAGGCUGAGAGAGAGAGGGAGAGAGAGAAGGAGCGUGAGAGACAGCGCAGUGAGGAGCUGAAGAGGAAGGACUCUGACACACUGAAGAUGCUCAGAGGAGAGCUCAAAAAAGCUCAGGAGUCUCAGAAGGAAAUGAAACUGCUGCUAGACAUGUACAAAUCAGCCCCAAAAGAGCAGCGGGACAAAGUGCAGCUCAUGGCAGCAGAGAAGAAGUCCAAAGCGGAGGUGGAGGAGUUGAGGCAGCGAGUGCGGGAACUGGAGGAGAGAGAAAGGAAGGAGAGCAAAAAGCUUGCAGAUGAAGAUGCUCUCCGUAAGAUCCGUGUAGCUGAAGAGACCAUCGAACACUUGCAGAAAAAGCUGGCUGCUACUAAACAGGAGGAAGAGGCUCUGCUGAGUGAGAUGGAUGUGACGGGACAAGCGUUUGAAGACAUGCAGGAACAGAACAGCAGGCUCAUGCAGCAGCUUCGAGAGAAAGACGAUGCCAACUUCAAACUGAUGAGUGAGAGAAUCAAAUCCAACCAGAUUUACAAGCUUCUGCGGGAGGAGAAAGAGGAGCUGGCGGAUCAGGUGCUCACUUUCAAAACCCAGGUGGACGCACAGCUGCUGGUAGUGCAGAAGCUGGAAGAGAAGGAAGGUGUCCUGCAGAGUUCACUAGCCGGUCUGGAGAAAGAGCUGGCAUUGCGCAUUCAAGCACUGGAACUCAACAAGCGCAAGGCGGUGGAGGCGGCCCAGUUGGCAGAGGACCUUAAAGUGCAGCUGGAGCACACUCAGACCAAGCUGAGGGAGAUCCAAGCCUCUGUGCUGGACAACCGCACUGCCCGUGAGAGGGAGAGUGUCAACCUCAAGAAAGCACAGGAGGACUUGUCCAGACUGCGGCGUAAGCUGGAGAAACAGAAGAAAGUGGAGGUGUAUACAGAUGCUGAUGAGAUUCUUCAAGAAGAAAUUAAUCAGUAUAAGGCUAAAUUACGUUGUCCCUGUUGUAACACCCGGGAUAAGGAGACUGUGCUCACCAAGUGUUUCCAUGUCUUCUGCUAUGAAUGCUUGAAGACGCGUUACGACACUCGCCAGAGGAAGUGCCCCAAAUGCAAUGCUGCAUUCGGAGCGAAUGACUUCCACCGCAUCUACAUCACCUAAUUUUAUGUGGACGGUUUGAUGGACUGAAAACCGUAGAUGAGAAAAGAAGUGAUGAGAGUGGACUCAUAAGAACAUGGCAACCAUGCUGUGGUGUUUUAAUAUGCUCUAAAGGGCCACUUUCACUCUCAAAUGUAAUAGGUGGCACUAGUGACCAAACAGACAGUGACAGAGUGGAAACAGUUGUGAUGUAUUAAUGAAGUAGUCAUGGUCUGUAGCACGCAAGCAGUGCUCCUUCAUUGCAGAAGAAUCCAUUGAGUUCUGUCUCCCUUUUCCUGUGUUCUUUAAAGUUCUACAACUAAAAAAAAUGUGUACAUUAUUUUUUCUGGAGAUGUUCUUCAUUCACCAUAAAAUGAGCAAAGACUUG